This is a messenger RNA of Bursaphelenchus xylophilus (pine wood nematode), 3110 nucleotides long. The record is from the annotation of a GenBank genome assembly. Lineage: Eukaryota; Metazoa; Nematoda; Chromadorea; Rhabditida; Aphelenchoididae.
AUGCUGCGGCCUGGGUUGUUUGUGCACCCAACGGUGCGACAUCUGAUCACGACAAACAAAAAAAGAGAAAAUCGGAGUGAACGCCAACCUUAUCAAGAAACCCACCUCGCCUCCUUUUUCCCCCACAGCAGAAAAAUAGCCGCGAAUCGAAUGACAGAAAAAUUUGGAAGCCAGGAAUCAGACGCCCUGAUCGGCAACGAAGCGAAGACCCCACGCGGAUUCUGGAGCCAUCGCGAAUGGGGUGUCGAAAUCAAGGUGAGAGGUGGUGAAGGGAGAAGAGAGAGGGGCUGAGUGGACGUUGAAGGGACGAUUGCUGAUGGUUCGAUGGGAUUCUGAAGACAAAGAAGAUUCAGAAGAGAGAUGAUGAUGAGAAAUAAACAUACAAGUCUUGUUGAAUAAAGGCGGGAAUUAACGUUAAAAGUUGCCAUUUGUCGUAAAACUGAGCAAAAAAUCAUACAAUCUUCAAAAUUCAAAGAUCUCAAGUCACCAUAACCUCAAAAACCCCUCUGCCGACUCCAGAAGCGCAGAUCCGGUCGGAAGGCGAGCCGCACGGACCGGGCCAGUACCGGCCGCCACCGAUUUGCGAAGCGUUUUGGCAAAAGAAGCCGCCACGAAGAAGGGGCCCAGUACUCGAACAGGUGCACCCGCUGAAUCGCCGGGAACAGAGAUUUUCUUCCGUUGGACACGACACACGAGAAGACGAAGUGAGCGGACAGGAGGAAAAGGAGGGGGGAAGCAGAAGAAGAAGCAGGGGGCAGAACGUGGGGACCGCCGCGGCACCACACCUCCACUCACUCACUCUCAGCCCCCCAAAACCAACCACUCCGAUGAAAGCAAGAAGACCAAGGAGAAGACGGACGGACGGACGACGCAACGGCCCCACCUCCACAAAUCCGCUUCGGUCCGGCCUGGGGUUUCAGGCCAGCGCCGGGAAAUCUCCCCUCCUCUCCGCACCCUCAAAAUGAUGGCCCCGACCCGACUUCAGAUCUCAGCGCUUUGCAAGCUGAUCCGCGACGCUAUAGCCUCAGUGCGGCCUCGGAUCGCGUGCUGCGUCGGAUCAGGCGGCGAACGAAGCGGCCUGACGUCAGAAUCUCGACCAAUAAACAAAAUCUGGUCGGCUGCACGCAAAAACAAUCUCCUUUGUUUUGAACGUACUCAAUGCAAGCGGAUUUGCGUUGAAAACGGGCUAGACCAAAAGAUUCUGCGAUUUUGACGCUAGAAAUGGAUUUUUAAUAACAGGAAGCUUAAUAGCAGAAUCUGCGAGCAAUGAGGUGCCAUCAUUACCUCUAACCUUUCACAGGGCGGGUUGCGCAAUUAGGUAGAUAAAAGCGUUCGGUCGCGCUAAUUCUCCGCGCACCUAAUAAUUUCUGUGGCAUUCAUUAUUUUGCGUUGGGUUGGCUCAGGAAAUCCGGGAUCAGGUCGACUCUACGGUAGGCCGAAGACUUGGAAAUAUGAAUUUUUUUAAGAGAAAUAGGUGCUGAGAGUUGAUCAAAGACAAAAAUGAUGACUAAAUUGAAAUAAAGAGGUAUUUCGCAGUGAUUUUUGAGAAUUCUGAAAAAAUUAAUGUCUUAAUUACUCCAAAAAGGGUGGAUUAAUAAUGAGUAAUUAAGAUAAUGAUAACUAUCGUGAGGUUCUUAUAGGUUCCUGGCUUUUCUUGCAUUCGUAGGCAUCUGUUUUCAACACAAUUUCUGAUUUAUCCGAUUGCUCAAAGACAGAUGCAUUUUUGGUUUCCCGAAGCCAUGAUCAAUUAACCCCUCGCAUAUGCAGAUGCUGAAGCCCCUCGGUGACGAAACCCGAAUAUGCAACGAAAGAGACGCGAAAAUUAAGCGGACCUCACUGCCCCAGCCGAAGGGGGGCAAGGCGGCGGAGAAGACAGGAGGUGGAGAAGCCGGGUAAUCAGCGACAACACCGUGCAGAAGAAGCCCCAGCGGUCCAGGCCCCGCACCACCGCCCCACAAGAGCCUUGAACAAACAGAGAAUCGAGGAGAGGCGAAACAAAAAUCAGUCCGCCCUAACGGUGCGGGGGGCGCGUGAGGCCCGGACGUCGUCGUCACAGCACCCACGACCCCCACACUGAAUCCCCGCACGCUGAAGAGUGUGGGGCCCUGAAGUGGCCGGCUGAUAGGAGUCUGGCGAACCGAAGUCAGACGUCGCGCAAAUACAGCACACAAUGGGCGGGAGUGGGAUAUCAUGUGUUGUUACAGAAGUGAAAGGGGAUACAGAUGGGGCGCUAGACAACGGAUGGAUGGGUUGAGAUGGAAGGGAGUGGAGUUUGAGAAGGUGAAGUCAUCAGCGUUAGACGGAAAAAUCAGAGAACAUAUUGUUUGACAAACGGAUUAUUUUGUGAAGUAUGUAUUCAGAAGUCUUUGAGUCAUCUUAAAAUAAAUAUCUAGAAAUGACGAUCAAGUUUAAACUCAUUCUUGGUCGUUAUAAUCACGGAAUAAAAGACUAGUCAUAUAGCGAAACCACUCUAUAACAGACUAUUGUAGAAGUCUUAGACGGUGAUUUUAGACUAUCAGUCUGUCGGGAAUAUAAUGAAAAAAAUAUCGCCAAUCACAUCGCUGAAGUGAAAAGCAAUUUGAUUUUGCUACAAAAAAGUUCAUUGUCUCGCCGGCGAUGCGAUUUUCGAUGCGACAUAGAGUUCAUUAUUUUCCCGACAGACUGAUAACCCACUCUCUCUAGGUUAAAGUUCUUCUAUAACAAACUGUUCUCAUCAUAGCCAGAUCCCACUGCAGUCUAAUCAAAAAAUCUCAACCGCUCUCCACGGUCCCACUUUUCGAAACUAACCCAGUCGUCUCAUCUGAAUCCCCGACCUUGCCCGUCAACCCCCACCUACUCUUCUGUCAUCACAACAUCUGCUGCUGCAACCGUCGGCUUGCCUUAAUUCCAGCGGGAAAGUGGUGGAAGAGGAAACCGGCCCGGUGCACGCAACGAUUCCAUCGUUGAGCGGCUUUGUCACCACGGAAACCGACUUCAGCCGAAGAACCGCCGCCAUUCCGCUCCACACACGGCUUCUGCUCGGAUUUUCUCCGACGACACCGCAGCCGCCACCGCUUCUCUGUGGUGCCGCCAAAUCCAGCUUCCCGUUGUCCGCCGCUCCUCCGAAUUAA